AUGGCUGCCAACUACUGGGAGUCAACUCAGAGAAAACAUUGGCAGUUCACCAAGGAGCAGCUGGCGUCGAUGCGCCAGAGACUCGAGGAUGAGGACCCGGGUCUCGUCCAGAGCUUCGGCUUGCCACAAUGGAGGCACCUGAACAUCUUCUUCAACCAACAGAUCAACCGGCUCGGGAAGCGGCUCGGGGUCAGACAGCAGGCCAUGGCCACCGCCCAGGUCUACAUCAAGCGAUUCUACAUCAAGGUCGAGAUCAGGAAAACAAAUCCAUUCCUCGUCAUCACUACCGCGCUAUACUUGGCUUGCAAGAUGGAGGAGUGCCCCCAACACAUCAGGCUGGUGAACCAGGAGGCGAGGAGUUUGUGGACAGACAUGCAGCUUUACAACGACCCAUCCAAGAUCGGAGAGUGCGAGUUCUGGCUCAUAUCCGAAAUGAACUCGCACCUCAUCGUACACCAGCCCUAUCGCACCCUGACCAGCCUCCAAUCCAGUCUUAACCUGACCCAGGACGAGGUUACACUGGCGUGGUCCAUUGUUAACGACCAUUACAUGACCGACCUUCCGCUCCUAUACCCACCACACACAAUUGCCCUCACCGCGAUACUGCUCGCCAUCCUGUUCCGGCCGUCGCCAAACAGCGGUCAGGCUGGCACGGCUCAAGGGUCUGGCAGUGCCAUGGGCCAGCCCAACAUGGCUGGAAUCAAUGCAGUGACCGCGGCCCUUGCACAAGCUCAGGCGCGACAGACUCCCACGCCGGGUGCGCCCCCGGGACAGACACCGGUGGAUGCUGCAACCGCUGCACAGUCGGCAGCCCUGACUAAGGAGAAGGGCGAGCGGUACUCGAAAGUGCAGCGUUUUGGCCUGUGGCUCGCCGAAAGUAGUAUGGACAUCGAGGGCAUGGUCGACUGUACCCAGGAGCUCAUCUCAUUCUAUGAUUGCCAGGAACAGUACAAUGAUAAGCUCACGCGUGAGCAGAUCGUGCGCUUCAUCAAGGCACGGGGGCUGGACAAGGGCUGA
Messenger RNA from Diaporthe batatas, 1017 nucleotides. Its product is annotated as cyclin-dependent protein serine/threonine kinase regulator SSN8. The transcript is spliced from 3 exons. Bases 1 to 1017 code for a protein of 338 amino acids. Gene Ontology annotation, cellular component: mediator complex; nucleus. Gene Ontology annotation, biological process: positive regulation of transcription by RNA polymerase II. Lineage: Eukaryota; Fungi; Ascomycota; Sordariomycetes; Diaporthales; Diaporthaceae. Gene Ontology annotation, molecular function: cyclin-dependent protein serine/threonine kinase regulator activity. The record is from RefSeq and is a predicted model, not a curated record.